AAAUCACAAAAAUCACUAAAAUAUCACCAACAAAAAAGUAGGACGAACACACAUAACAUUAGACUUUUUUCUUUUUUUACUUUCUAAAAGUAGGUCCACCUUUUUUUCAAUUAAAAGAAAUUUGUUUGUCCCAUUUGUUAAGGAAAAAAUGGGACAAGUACAAAGCGAAACCAUUGACAAUGAAUCUCAAAGUGUUUCAUCAAACUCAACGAAGCACUCCAUCUCUGCUGACGAUUCUCCACCGCCAUCUCUUGAUUCUUUGAUUGCUGAAGCUGCAGCGUAUGGUGAAGAUGGUGAGAAUGAGUCCAUUGACGAGAAAGCUCGGAAAGCCCUAGAAUGCCCUUGCAUUGCUCAUUUACGUGCUGGCCCCUGCGGCAACCAGUUUUCAGACGCUUUCCUCUGUUUCCUCAAGAGCACAGCUGAAGAAAAGGGCUCUGACUGCGUUAGUCCCUUUGUCGCUCUUCAAAGCUGCAUCAAGGCAAAUCCUAAUGCAUUUUCAAAGGACGUCCUGGAGGAGGAUGGCGAUGAUGUGAAGAAACAAGCCGAAGUCAAGACAGAGGAGACACCAAAACAAGAAUAUAGAAUCAUUCCUCCCAUUUGGGCUGAAGAAUCAAAGAGGACUAAGCGUAAGAAGCUCUAGAAGGCUCAUCGUUAUCUUUCAUUGUUAGGAAGCUCUGGUGGUAUAAUUCUAUUACAUUGAGUACCAGUGUAUCGCAUAAUUGUUCUUUUGCCAUAGGAUUUACAUGAUCAAACUUUUGAAGUUUAUUAAAAAUUGAACUCUCGAGACUAGGCCAUCGACCCUUGUGGUCCUGCCCUUCCUCGGAUCCCCCCCACAUAGUGGUCGGACUAUACUUUUUUCUUUUCUUUUCUAGAGACUAGGCCAUAGCUUCUAGGGAAAAUUUGGAUUGGUGUUACUCUUUGUUUGAUACCAACUUUUCAGUGUUAUGAAUUGCUUAUUCAUGGAAAAUUUCACUCCA
Molecule: messenger RNA, 977 nt
Organism: Capsicum annuum
Lineage: Eukaryota; Viridiplantae; Streptophyta; Magnoliopsida; Solanales; Solanaceae
Product: mitochondrial intermembrane space import and assembly protein 40 homolog
Exons: 4
Coding region: 149-640 (163 amino acids)
Biological process (GO): protein import into mitochondrial intermembrane space
Cellular component (GO): mitochondrial intermembrane space
Molecular function (GO): protein-disulfide reductase activity
Source: RefSeq, a predicted model, not a curated record